Peronospora farinosa is the source of this 1521-nucleotide messenger RNA. NCBI's taxonomy places the organism in Eukaryota, Oomycota, Peronosporomycetes, Peronosporales, Peronosporaceae. The record is from the annotation of a GenBank genome assembly.
AUGGACGGGGACUUGUUAUACGCGAUUAAUGGGGAAUGGGACUUACUGCUCUUGGCAAUACGUGAAAACCGUCAGGUAGCUCAGCGUACGGACGCUAGUGGUAUGACGGUGUUGCAUUGGGUCUGUUUGCAUCAGGACACGCCUACAGACAUUGUAGUGAAGGUGGUUUUUGCCAACCCGUAUGCUGUGCAUAUGCGCAAUGAUGCUGGCCAUUUGCCUAUUGAUUUGGCCGUUCAAGCAGAGUGUGGGGAGCGUUUUUUAGAAGUUUUGCGUGCUGCUGCGCAUGGCAGUCGAGGACCGGAAGAUGACGGUCGAGAAGUCUACGAACCUGAUUAUAUGGGCAAGGAGGAUGGAGAAUCAGUCACUGAAACUAUUGACUAUCAGCUGCCGUAUAACAACACGUUGCUGCAUGAUGAUGAUGAUGAUGAUAUUCGUGACGGCUCGGACUACCUGCCACAUCAGAAUCAUACUUACUACUACGGUGAAGAUAGUGACGUGGUGGACGAAGAUGAAUUUGAGUAUCAACAACAACACCGACAUUACCAGCUACCGCCAUUCCAACAACAACCUCUGCGCAGUAAUAAAAUCGAGAGGAGUUUAUCAGAUCGACAAGAUUCGUUCUUUGACCUACCACGGGACACCUAUGAGAGCACAAGUAUGAGUUAUGGCGGUUUCGUAUCGGAUCCUCAACGAGAUCAGAGCAAUAUUGUGUCGAGAAGUGAUCCCCAUGUCAAGUCUUUAUUGACAGAGCAACGGCUCCGUGAACGUGAGAACGAUUUGAUCUCGAUUGCAACGGCUGAAGAUUCCAUGCCGCUUGGCAUGUUUGACUCAGCCAAGGGUAUUUCUAACGUGACUAAUUUUCACGUGCCCACAAAAGUCAACGUUAACCGUGGCAACGUCAAUAUGACCUCAAGAAGUCUAUGUGCAGGCCCUCGCAGCAAGACGGCGUUCCCGCCACGAUGGAAGCAGUCGCGCAUGUGUCACGUGUGUGCAUGCGGAUUCACACUUGUAAAACGCCGUCAUCACUGCCGUAAUUGUGGUCAUAGUGUAUGCUACCAGCACUCGACGAACCGUGUGUCAUUGCCCAAAUUUGCGCUAUCCGAGCCGCAGCGCGUGUGUGAUCAGUGCUUCCUGAGUGGCCACCACAUCAUGAUACCGGGUCCAACGGCCACGCCAUCCAUUACUCGAUCGUAUCAAUCUUUGCCGGCCCAAAUACAACGAGAAGGGCUGCAACACCAGCAAUAUCAGCUCGAAUUCCAGCGCAAUCAAGAGACAAAGGAAGAGCCCGGUUGUUGGCAGAAGAAAGCGGCGUAUGAGCAGUGCUUUGAUAAGUGGUAUACGGAUGUAUUCUUGCAGCAGAAGGCACAAGGCGAAAUUGGCUGUCAGAAAGAAUACGAAGCUUACAAGCGCUGUUAUAUGAAUGAGCUACAUAAGAACAAAACGCUUAUGGAGAGUAUCAAGUCGGUCAUGCAGCCCGAGGUCAAGAAGCGUUUUGAAACACAGGCAGCUAAACAUCAAUAG